Molecule: messenger RNA, 1397 nt
Organism: Heterobasidion irregulare TC 32-1
Lineage: Eukaryota; Fungi; Basidiomycota; Agaricomycetes; Russulales; Bondarzewiaceae
Product: 26S proteasome regulatory complex, ATPase RPT3
Exons: 9
Coding region: 26-1267 (413 amino acids)
Biological process (GO): proteasome-mediated ubiquitin-dependent protein catabolic process
Cellular component (GO): proteasome regulatory particle, base subcomplex
Molecular function (GO): ATP hydrolysis activity; ATP binding; proteasome-activating activity
Source: RefSeq, a predicted model, not a curated record
CACACCUCCACAGGCCGCUGCAGCAAUGGUCGAUGACAUUAGAAUGGAGAUUCAGAAGGAAGAGCCUACCUUCGAGUCAGUCGUGACCGAGAAGACGGCCCUCUACCAGGAGUUGCAGGAAGAUGACCUCUACACAAAGUACAAGAAACUCUCUCGCCACCUUGAAAUGCUCGAGAUUCAAGAGAGCUACAUUAAGGACGAACAAGCCAACCUCAAACGCGAACUCAUUCGCGCACAGGAAGAAGUCAAGCGCAUUCAAUCUGUACCCCUUGUCAUUGGCCAGUUCCUUGAACCCAUAGAUCAACACACUGGCAUCGUAGGAUCUACUACAGGAUCCAACUAUGUCGUGCGCAUUCUCUCGACCUUGGACCGUGAACUCCUUAAGCCGUCGUCAAGCGUCGCGCUACACCGUCACUCGAACGCCCUAGUGGACGUAUUGCCACCAGAGGCGGACAGCUCCAUUGCUAUACUUGACAAGGAGAAGAAGCCAGAUGUAAGGUACCAGGAUAUCGGUGGUAUGGACUUGCAGAAGCAGGAGAUUCGGGAGGCCGUCGAGCUACCUCUUACUCAUUUCAGUCUAUACAAGAAAAUUGGAAUUGACCCUCCUCGAGGUGUCCUGUUAUAUGGUCCACCAGGAACUGGCAAGACGAUGCUUGUGAAAGCUGUCGCGCACCACACUGCCGCAUCCUUCAUCCGCGUCGUUGGCUCUGAAUUCGUACAGAAAUACCUAGGCGAAGGCCCUCGCAUGGUGCGCGACGUCUUCCGUCUCGCCCGCGAGAACUCGCCUGCAAUCAUCUUCAUCGACGAAAUUGACGCCAUCGCUACGAAACGAUUUGACGCACAAACAGGUGCCGAUCGUGAAGUACAGCGUAUCUUGCUGGAGUUGUUGAAUCAGAUGGACGGAUUCGACCAAGGCAGCACUGUCAAGGUUAUCAUGGCAACAAAUCGCGCAGACACCUUGGAUCCUGCUUUGCUGCGUCCUGGUCGUUUAGACCGAAAGAUUGAAUUCCCAUUGCCGUCUCGUCGAGAAAGGCGCUUGAUCUUCCAAACUGUUGCAAACAAGAUGAAUCUUGGACCAGAUGUUGACUUGGAAGAUUAUGUGUCGCGUCCUGAUCGUCUUUCUUCUGCGGAUAUUGCGUCCGUCGUUCAGGCUGCCGGUCUGCAAGCUGUCCGCAAAAACCGCUAUAUCAUUCUCCCAAUAGACUUUGAAGAGGCGUGGAAGUCAACAGUCAAGAGGCCCGACGAAACUCACGAGUUUUAUCGGUGAGAUGGGGUCGCGGACAGCUAUCGCUUACCAUUUGUAUUCUACAAUUCGUUAUUGCAUCUUUCCCUUCUGUUUUGCGUGCAUUCUGUAACUUUGACGAACGCUCUGUCAUUUUGACGGCUCACUGAUAUUC